GCUUAGCUAUACAGUCAAAUUGCUCUGCGUUAAGUGGAAAGGCGGAAGGUAAGAUAAUCUUCAAGGAGGGGUAACGUCCAAUAGUGUUGGCUUACCCACCAAGGAGCUCCGACGAAUGUCAGUUUUUGGCCUGUGUUCUGUUAGCACUCAAAGACUUGUCCUCUAAGAACAUCGUUGUGAGGACUAAAAGUUUUAAACCUGUUCAGUUUGUAUCCGUACAGUUAAUUUAUAUAUAUAUAUAUAUAUUUUUAUACACAUAUACAAAUAUAUAUAUGCAUACAUAUAUAUUUAUUUGAACAUAGAUGUACAUACACAUAGACAUAACUUAAAUAUAUAUAUAUAGAUAUAUAUAUGUGUGAUUUAUGCAUAUAUUUAAAUCUUCGAUAGUAUCGACGUAGUACCAAUAGUCUUCAAUAAAAGAAAUAAAUUUUUUGGUACAAUGGCAAACUUCAUAAAAAUGGUGGUCAGUAAUUACCAUGAAAUCGUGGGGGAUCACAAAGAUCCAGUAGUAGACUCGUGGUUUCUCAUGAGUUCACCGGCACCUGUCCUUGCCAUUCUCAGCACCUAUCUCCUCUUUGUUUUAAAAGUUGGACCAAAGAUGAUGGAAUCAAGGCCGGCAUUCCAACUCAAAAACAUACUAAUACUCUACAAUGCUUUUCAAGUUAUAUUUAGCGUUUGGCUCGUAUCCUUGGCUUUGAAUGAUCAAUUCCUCAAAUCCGUAUAUCCGAGCAGUUGCAGAAGUGAUGUCGUGGUUCCAGAUCAACGUUCACACGAAUUAAUUUCAUCGGGGGCAUGGUGGUACUUUUUCGCAAAAAUAAUUGAACUUCUCGACACAGUAUUCUUUGUUCUUCGAAAAAAAUACAAUCAAGUUUCGUUUCUUCACGUAUACCACCAUACGAUAACAGCUCUCUUCUCAUGGUGUUACUUAAAAUAUUUACCUGGAGAACAGGGUCUUCUAAUCGGUUUCUUAAACUCAACAGUACAUAUAGUCAUGUAUACUUACUACUUAAUUGCAGCUUUAGGACCUCAAUAUAGAAAAUACUUAUGGUGGAAAAAAUACAUGACCUGGAUGCAACUGAUUCAAUUUGGUCUUAUGCUCAUCUACUUGAUAGCAAUUCUUGCUAUGGACUGUGCGAUGCCGAAAGCUCUCACAUACUUCUUUGUUACAAACGUUAUUAUUUUCAUUUAUCUCUUCAGUGAUUUCUAUCGAAAAUCUUAUACUAAGAAAAAGACAGUUUAAGUGAUACUAAUCACUCAACGCUCUGUGAAUAUGUGACUCUUUUGUACAAAUCUCAAUGUACGAUAAAUUUUUUUUUUAGUGAUAAAAGUAAUUUAUUACAAAAUGAAUGCUUGUAUAAUGUUGAGUGACGUUAAUUUAAUUAAUACAGCACCGACUAAAUUAUUAAUAAUAACGAUAGUUUCAAAUUUUUCCAGAAGUAUAAAUAGAAUAUUAUUUUAUCGAAUAUCAAUAAAGCUGUAGCCGAAAAAAUUAAAUGAAUUUAUUAUAAAAUUGUUUUUAUAAAUGUAUAAAAAAGAAUUAUUAAAUUUUACAUCAAUACAA
Molecule: messenger RNA, 1561 nt
Organism: Microplitis mediator
Lineage: Eukaryota; Metazoa; Arthropoda; Insecta; Hymenoptera; Braconidae
Gene: bond
Product: elongation of very long chain fatty acids protein AAEL008004
Exons: 7
Coding region: 440-1240 (266 amino acids)
Biological process (GO): sphingolipid biosynthetic process; fatty acid elongation, monounsaturated fatty acid; very long-chain fatty acid biosynthetic process
Cellular component (GO): endoplasmic reticulum membrane
Molecular function (GO): fatty acid elongase activity
Source: RefSeq, a predicted model, not a curated record